This is a messenger RNA of Esox lucius (northern pike), 3985 nucleotides long. RefSeq names its product neuronal PAS domain protein 1 (gene npas1). Bases 779 to 3124 code for a protein of 781 amino acids. The record is from RefSeq and is a predicted model, not a curated record. Gene Ontology annotation, cellular component: cytoplasm; nucleus; transcription regulator complex. Gene Ontology annotation, biological process: regulation of transcription by RNA polymerase II. The transcript has 12 exons. Gene Ontology annotation, molecular function: RNA polymerase II transcription regulatory region sequence-specific DNA binding; protein dimerization activity; DNA-binding transcription factor activity, RNA polymerase II-specific. Lineage: Eukaryota; Metazoa; Chordata; Actinopteri; Esociformes; Esocidae.
GGGACCGAGAGACUGGCUGUACAAGCAUGCCUUUUAUAUUUACUAGCGAUUGAGGGGAAGAGAGAGAGAGCCAACCGGUGUGCGCGGCUUUCCCAAGAGGAAAUGAAAAGAAAGAAGCUCAGCGAAGGCAGCGAGUGAGUGGGAGAGGGAGCGAGGUGGAGUUGGAGAGAGGGAGGGAGCAUGCUGGCCAGGGAGAGAGAAUCUCACGCUGGCUGUCUCCUAAUCCUAGUUCAUCUCUGAGAAGCAGCGGAGAGAGCAGAGUGUUAGUGAAGUGAGCCAGCGUAGCUUCUUUUCUUCAUCAGCUAGCACCACUUGCGUGCUCUAUCUCGCUCACACACACACACACACACACACACACACCCCACACACUCACACACCCACACGCACCCACACACAUACAAACAUUCUCACACACGCUCACGCACGCUUGUGCCCGGGAUUCUGCGGGGUGUCCGCCUGCCUGUCCACCUGCCUGCCUGCCUGCCUGCCUGCCUGCCUUGCGGGUUCAGGUCUUUUUUGAGCGUGAGGGGAUUGUUGUGCCUUUACCCGGUCCAAACCCCCCCCCCCACCCAGCCAGCCCACCCCAAGUGUGGGAGCAGGGGACCCCGGCCCUUUUGAGUGGUCUGAGAGGAGGAGGGACAGAGGAGGAAGAGGAGAAAGUGUGUGCUGUCAGAGUAGAGGAGUCAACGCUGGAAAUGCCCAUCAGGGGGUCUGAGCCUGUCACAGCCUCUACCAAUCGCAGCCUGCGUUAGAGGUGGCGGCUGCGUAUGAUUGGAGGAUGGCUACCAUGCCAUUCGUCAGUGAUGGAAAGUGUGUGAGCGUGGAGUGGGACUUCCUACAGGGUCUACUGGCCAAACCCCCUACUCUGCCCUGUUUGCAGAACCUGCGGAAAGAGAAGUCUCGCAAUGCCGCGCGUUCCCGUCGCGGUAAGGAGAACUUUGAGUUCUUUGAGCUGGCCAAGAUGCUGCCUCUGCCCGGAGCCAUCACCAGCCAGCUGGACAAGGCCUCGGUCAUUCGCCUCACCAUCAGCUACCUUCACAUGCGCACCUUCGCCAGCCAGGGAGACCCGCCCUGGAGCCCCCUGAUGGAGGGACAGAACCACUGCAGCAAGGUGAGACGAUCCACCCACUCUCUGGCAACUGACAUGUUUGAACUGCACCUGGGAGCUCACCUGCUACAGUCUCUAGAUGGCUUUGUCUUCGUGGUCAGCUCAGAGGGACGCUUUCUCUACAUAUCAGAGACUGUUUCCAUCUACCUGGGCCUCUCACAGGUGGAGUUGACGGGUAGCAGUGUGUUUGACUACAUCCACCCAGCGGACCACGUGGAGAUGGCAGAGCACCUGGGUAUCAAGCCCCACCUGAGGGCCGAGGCCGGCUGCCACGUGGUCCCUGAGAGCGCGUCCAGCACAGCCUCCACGUCCUCCCUGGCCGGGACCCCUGAGCCCGCCCCCUCCAGCCCUCUCGCGCCUGGGGAGGAACCCCCUGACCGAGGCUUCUUCAUCCGUAUGAAGUCCACACUCACCAAACGGGGUCUCCAUGUCAAGUCCUCGGGCUACAAGGUCAGAGUGAUCCAUGUGACCGGGCGAAUCCGCUGUCGUCCGGCCAUGGUGCCAGGCUCCACACGGUCUGUACGUCGGCCUAUGGGCUUAGUGGCCCUGGCGCACACGCUCCCUCCCUCCACGAUGAACGAGGUGCGCAUGGAGAGUCAGAUGUUUGUCUUCCGGGUCAACAUGGACCUGCAAGUCACCUACUGUGAGAACAGGAUCUCAGAAUACAUGGACCUGAGCCCAGCUGAGGUGGUAGGACACACCUGCUACCAUUUCAUCCAUGUAGAAGACCUGGAUAACAUCCGCCAGAGCCAUGAGGACUUGUUGAGGAAGGGCCAGGUUGUGACCGGGUACUAUCGCUGGCUCCAGAGGAGAGGAGGGUAUCUCUGGCUCCAGUCCUGUGCCACCGUCUCCAUCAACCACAAAGCCCCCCAUGAACGCAACGUCAUCUGGGUCAACUAUGUCAUCAGCGGGACAGAGCUCCCAGAUAUUCCCAUGGAUCUGUUGCAGCUUCCAGAGAGUCUGAGGGCCGAGCGUCUGAAAGCCAGCUCCUCCCCCUCUGACCACUCCCCACAGGCCAGGGGCCCACUGUCAAUGAAAAGCUCUGUGAGCAAGUGUGACUCUGACCCCAAAGUUAGAGAGACCUACAACCCUGGCGUCCAAUCAGAGGACAGGAGGAAGCGUCCUCUGCAGUCCAGCUGUGAAGGCGCUCCCCUGGAAACUCGACGUCGCCUUGAAGAGUUCCGCCAGAGGGAGGAGAGCAUGUCAGCCUCCUCAGACCUAGGAAGUGACAGCGAUGGGGAGGAGGAGGAGAGGGAGUGGGAGCAAGGGGGCGACAGUGGGCGGGUCAAACGAGAGGAGGGGCUAUCCAAACGGGGAAGGGCAACUCCUACGAGGAGGGAGACGGGAGGCAGGUUGCACAACGGCCGAGCGAUCAUCCAGCACCUGAAGAGUGUGGUGUCCUCGCCCCUCUCUGGCCCCCCCAGCAUCAAGACUGAACACGAGGCCCUGGUCACAGGCAGCCGCUGGACACACACUCACGCUUCGCACACCCAGCCUCCCCCCUCACACACACACACACCCUCCGGCAGCCUGAACGGCGACAGCCCACCCACGCCUAUUCCGGACUCCUCCUCCAGCAGUGAGGCCCCUCCCAAAGGUCUCUUCACCCCGCCCUCCCCAGCCAUGUCUCCUCCCAUGUCUGGCUCGUCCCCUUUGCCCCAUGAGGACCGGGGCAUGUCUGGUGGCCGUGGGGGCGGGCCUGACUUUGAGCUCCUCCAGAGACUGGCUGCAGGGGGCGCGGCAGGACGGGUGCUGUUCCACCCCCUGGCCCUUGGCCCCCAGGGGCCCCAGAGUCUGUACGCGCCCAGCACCAUCCGCUACGCUCCCCCAGAGAUGCCCCCCACCCACCCCGGCACUGAGGGGCUGCGCUCCGACCACCACAAGGGUCCCCCGGCCUUUUUCCCCCACCUCCAGAGGCUGGCCGGCCUGCCCCCAUUCAGUGGGUUCUCAGACAACCCUUUCAACCCCUUCUGUAUGAACGGACUAAGGGGGGGCGCAGGGUCAGAGGAGGACUGAGAUGAGGAGAGAGACACGGGGGGCAGGACAGUGGCGGGCAGGCCCAGAAACACCAGACGGAAGGACCUCUGUACACAGCUACCAUGGGGAGUUGGGCGAAGUCCAGUGCCAAGGGAUAAGAGAAGGAACAUACUGGUGACUUUGUCCUAGUGGUGUGGGAAGCGUUGUCCUGUUGUCAUAGUGACCCUCUCUCCACCACUGUCCCGAGGACUUACAGAGCUCUUUGAAAGCCAUACUGUACAUAGAGACAAAAACCAUACACACCUUCACUACUUCAUCUUCAGUAUUUUAACCUGACUCACAGACGUCUGAAUGACAAGUAAGAGAAGUAGAACAUUUGUGGGGGGGGUUUUAUUCUCUUGCUUGUGUGAAAUACUGGUUCAUCUCUUACACAGGGUUAAGCAUUACACUAGGAGACAACAGUGGUCUGUCACGGACACCCGAGGUAAUAUCCCAACACAUCCUUGGUGAACCCUGUUGGAGAGGGUUUGAGACAGUGAAGACAGUGAAAGCACAGUCAGGGAGUCCCACGUACAUUCCACGCCAUACUGAAACGGUUCUGUUAUGAUAUCAUCGGGGAAGGAAAAACCGGGAGGCUGAUCACUGGCUAAUGUUGUUAGUCUUGUAAAAACAGAAAAUUGUCUAAUAGAAUGACGUGUUGUGAAAGAUAAAUAUUCUGGGAGUGUGUGUGUGUGUGUGUGUGUGUGAUGAAAGCCAUGUUCUUAUACUAUCAUGUGGCUGCCAUUAUGUGGACAGGGUGUGUAAACUGUUGUCUUACAUGUGGGGUUUUGAAAAUCCCCAAAACCAUCUUUGAAUCCUUCAACAAACAUGUUUGAAAUAAAGGGUUUGGGAAGUUUCAGA